Trematomus bernacchii (emerald rockcod) is the source of this 1946-nucleotide messenger RNA. It is a transcript of the gene gdf3, whose product is annotated as growth differentiation factor 3. Gene Ontology annotation, molecular function: growth factor activity; cytokine activity. The transcript has 3 exons. Gene Ontology annotation, cellular component: extracellular region. Gene Ontology annotation, biological process: BMP signaling pathway; SMAD protein signal transduction. NCBI's taxonomy places the organism in Eukaryota, Metazoa, Chordata, Actinopteri, Perciformes, Nototheniidae. Bases 79 to 1227 code for a protein of 382 amino acids. The record is from RefSeq and is a predicted model, not a curated record.
UCACAGGUUAAAUCAAACGUCCCUCUCACUGGGAGCAGCGUUUCAGGUGAGGAAGCAGCAGAGGAAGUGCAGUCCAACAUGAGGCCAAACAUGACUCUCGUGGUGCUGCUACUGCUAGCGGUGUGUUUCCUCGGUGUGUAUACGCUCUCACAUGUGGAGGAGAUGAAGACCCAGGAGCGGCUCUUCCUCGGCUCUCUGGGGCUCUCCGGGCUGCCUCAGCCGGCGGGGAGCCACCAGGCCCGGCGCCAUGUCCCCUCCGCGGUCUGGAGGAUGUUCCGGAGGUCAGAGAACAUGAAGGCCCGGGAGAGCGACCCCUGCACGGUGUCAGAGUACGGAGUCCGCGGCAACAUCAUCCGAUACGUUCAGGACCAAGGCAGGCUGGUGUCUGGCUGGAGCAGCAGCUGUCAGGCCUGUCUGGAGAAGCAGCUUUAUUUCAACAUGUCCAUGCUGCAGCCUGUGGAGCUGCUGUCUCUGGCUCAGCUGGAAAUCAAGUUCCACUGGAAGCCCUUCAGUUCUGCGGAGCUCCUGCAGGGGCCACGGACCCUCAGUGUGUCUCUGUAUACAGUGAUUCGAGCCACGCUAAGGGGCGCCAAUCCCCAGGCCAACCGCAGACUCCUGCUGUCCCAGUCGGUCCAGCUGCAGCCUGAGCCCUCCUCCAUCACCUUGGACCUCACCUCCCUGGCAGAGAGCUGGCGCAAACCGGGACGCAACUACGGUUUGGUUUUGGAGCUCCUACCUUUCAGCGUAGAUGCGAAAGAGCUUCUUCCUUUUCAUCCUGGGAACUCCCUUCCUCUGGAAACAGCCUUCGCCCUGCCACUGAUUCAGGCCAUGCUGGUGGCGGUCUCCCUGAACCCCCACCAGUGUCGCACCAGACAAAGAAGGAACGCCAUCCACCUCCCAGUGACCCCCAGCAACGUGUGCAAGGCCCGCCGCCUCUACAUAGACUUCAAGGACGUGGGCUGGCAGGACUGGAUCAUCGCCCCGCAGGGCUACAUGGCCAACUACUGCCACGGCGAGUGCCCGUUCCCGCUCAGUGAGAGUCUGAACGGGACCAACCACGCCAUCCUGCAGACCCUGGUGCACUCCCUGGACCCCAGCGGCACCCCCCAGCCCUGCUGUGUCCCCAUCCGCCUCGCCCCCAUCUCCAUGCUGUACUACGACAACAACGACAACGUGGUGCUUCGGCACUACCAGGACAUGGUGGUGGAUGAGUGCGGGUGUAGAUGAGUAGGCUGGAUCCUGGGAGGACGUUGUCGGCCGGAAAAAGGACAUGUAAAGACCCCGCACCGACAACGUGUAUAUUUGUGUUUUUGAUCUUUAGGACAAUAAACCUCUGUUUUUCUCCUUCCGGCCCUUUUUAAACUGUGUGUGAGUGGAGAGGCUCACACUCACCUUCGUGCCUGAUAACACCCCCACAGCCAGCCAGCCAGACAGACCACUGGGGUUGCCAUGACGACGACCGAUCGCUGCAGCAACCAGGGGGAGGCUGACGGGUUGUUGUAAUUAGUGAGCGAGACAGAGAGAGAGUUUGGGGUGUAAAGGAUGAGAGAAAAGACCCAUUUUAACAUAAUCUUGGCUCCCUAAUGUUGCAAGUAGAAUGGGACUUUUAGAAAUAUGGUCUUUAACAAUCACCAGACUGUUUCUUCCACAUGUUUUUAUACCAUUAUUGACCAUUUCUGUUAUUGAUCAUUGUUCAGACACUGUAAAACAACAUCAUUAACGUUGCGAAAUGUUCCCCUUAAUCUGUUACUUUGAAAAAAAUAUUUUACACACUGUCAAUACUUAAUCAUAUUCCGCUUGUUACACCACAUGUUGAAUUGCUAAAACAUUCAAAUGUCAAAUGGUUGUGUGGAUGUAUGCAUUUUAUUACAGCAAUCUUUAUUAUCUUGACACAAAGCUCAAAUUAAUGUUCUGUCAUUUGAACAAUAAACUGAACUAUAAAUAUC